CCAGUUUUAUUCGCCAUGAAGUUCGUCUGCGUCUUGUUAGUUUUGGGUGUCGCUAUCGCGAGUGCUACCAACGUCGAUUGGGAGUCGGUGAAACCCCGUCAUGUAGAGCCCAAUAUUCCAAUGCCGCGACGCGCUGUGCCCGGUGGACGUAUUACCAGCGGCACCACUGCCGGCCGCAAUCAGUUCCCCUAUCAGGUGGGUCUACUCCUCUAUUUCGAGGGCGGAGCUGGCUGGUGCGGUGGCACUGUGAUCAGCGAUCGUUGGAUUGUUACUGCUGCCCAUUGCACAGAUGGUCUGAGCACCGGUGUGGAUGUCUAUCUGGGUGCCUGGGAUCGUACCAACAAGGCCGAAGUGGGUCAACAGAUCAUCUUUGUGGAGAAGAAGAAUGUGAUUGUCCAUGAGACCUACAAUGCCAAUACCAUUACGGAUGAUAUUUCGUUGAUCAAGCUGCCCGUGCCCAUUGAGUUCAAUGAAUACAUUCAGCCCGCUAAGCUGCCCGUCAAGUCCCUCACCUACAGUACCUAUGUCGGUGAAACCACCAUUGCCUCCGGCUGGGGCAAGACUUCUGACAGUGCCACCGGCGCCACCGACAUCCUGCAAUACAUUGAGGUGCCAAUUAUGACCAACUCGGGCUGCAACACUUGGUUCUUGGGCUCGGUUCAGUCCACAAACAUCUGCAUUAAGACUACUGGUGGCACUUCCACCUGCAACGGUGACUCUGGCGGUCCCUUGGUCCUGGCCGAUGGCAGCAACACCUUGAUUGGCGCCACCUCGUUUGGUAUUGCUCUCGGCUGUGAAGUGGGCUGGCCUGGCGUAUUCACCCGCAUCACCUCCUACCUGGACUGGAUUGAGAAAAACUCUGGAGUGGUGAACAACGGCGUGUAAAUAAACCACUUCAAAAUAUGCUUAUAAAAUAGUUGUUUUCUGUAUAUUUUAUACACGGCAAUAUAACUACAAAAAAUAAAAUUCAUACUCCGA
Scaptodrosophila lebanonensis is the source of this 978-nucleotide messenger RNA. RefSeq names its product brachyurin. The coding region runs from base 16 to 885 and encodes 289 amino acids. Gene Ontology annotation, biological process: proteolysis. The record is from RefSeq and is a predicted model, not a curated record. The transcript has 3 exons. Lineage: Eukaryota; Metazoa; Arthropoda; Insecta; Diptera; Drosophilidae. Gene Ontology annotation, molecular function: serine-type endopeptidase activity.